AUGUUUGGAUUUAAUAAGGCAUCAUCAACACCUGCGGGUGGGCUUUUUAGCCAGAACAGUGGGGCCAGCAGUGGAAAUACGAAUACCGGAUUUUCCUUUGGUGGGAAUCAAGCUGGACAAAACACAACUCCAGGGGCAGGUGGGCUUUUUGGUGCAAAGCCUGUCGGUGCGAGUAUGCCUGGAACAACGGGUGGGUUAGGUGCGUCGUUUGGCCAACAGCAGCAACAACCACAGGCCAAUGCGUUUGGAGGCAGUAGCACUACAGGAGGCGGUCUCUUUGGUAGCAAACUUGGUAACACAACAAGUACCAAUGGCGGUUUAUUUGGUGCUGGUACGAAUAAUGCUGGCCAGGGUGCUAAUACCAAUGCCAGUGGUGGAUUGUUUGGCUCCAACGCAGCGCCCACAAGCGGAAGUUUAUUCGGUAAUAAUAACAAUUCAAGCAGUGCAAGCAGUGGCCUAUUCGGUUCUAAACCUGCCGGUAGUACUUCCUUGUUCGGGAAUACAAGCGCUUCCACGGCUCCUACACAAGGCCAAGGGCUUUUUGGAGCGAAACCAGCCGGUACAUCUCUAUUUGGUAACAACCCAGCUAACACAACCACAGGUGGAGGAUUGUUUGGUUCCAAACCUGCAGGAACAACCUCCUUGUUUGGCUCGUCAAAUAACAACAACAUGGGUACAUCAGGAGGACUGUUCGGAAAUCAGCAGCAACCACAACAGCAAGCGCAGUCCGCGUUGCAGAGUCUUUCCCAGCUCCCCAUCACCCCAAUGACCCGAAUUUCUGAGCUACCACCCCAAAUUCGUCAAGAAAUUGAGCAAUUAGACCAAUAUAUUCAAAAGCAAGUACAGAUCUCACACCACUUGAAGGCUGAUACAAAUGAUCAUGACGAAUUGAUAGAUUCCAUUCCCCGUGAUGUAGCGUACUUACUAAAAUCCGAAUCGGCUACAAGUCAAUAUUUAAAGCAAGAUUUGAAGAAAAUCUCUUCAUUUAAGUCCCUAAUUGAUGAAGACCUACUCGACACGCAAACUUUUUCUGUGCUUUUACAACAACUAUUAACCCCGGGAAGCAAAAUUUCCUCUAAUGAACUAGAUAAGUUUUUCCAAAAGAAAGUUCAGCUUUAUGAGAAAAAAUUAGAUGAUUACUCCCGCAUUCUUUCAGACAUAGAAACCGCGGUCAAUGGCAUCGACACCGACUUAUUUGGCGUACCAAACAAUGGCAAUGCCACCGCUAUGACAGGAGACAUAACCUCGUGCGAAGCAGAAAAUUUGCUGCAGUUGAAAACAGGUUUAGGUGCCAUAGUGUCUACCGUGAUAGAAGAAUUCACCCUGUUUAUGGAUAUCGCUGAGAGAAUUGCCGUGCUACAUCAAAAAACAAAAACACUGGCAUCAGCGGCCAUAUGA
This is a messenger RNA of Saccharomyces eubayanus, 1398 nucleotides long. RefSeq names its product FG-nucleoporin NUP49 (gene NUP49). Bases 1 to 1398 code for a protein of 465 amino acids. The transcript has a single exon. The record is from RefSeq and is a predicted model, not a curated record. Gene Ontology annotation, cellular component: nuclear pore. Gene Ontology annotation, biological process: nucleocytoplasmic transport. Gene Ontology annotation, molecular function: structural constituent of nuclear pore. NCBI's taxonomy places the organism in Eukaryota, Fungi, Ascomycota, Saccharomycetes, Saccharomycetales, Saccharomycetaceae.